GAGUGUUUGAAUGAAGUCAGUUGAAUGUCUUUUGUAAUCUUAGACCGAUUUUUACUUUUAAAUCGUCUUUUUAUGGUCGGAUUACGAUGUCUCUGAUAAGAAACGUCUUAAAACUUGUCGUUGUUAUUGGUCUGUUGGUGUUGGCUGUUCCGUUUUUGAGAUAUUGGAUGGCAACUAAACAGUAUGUCUUUACAAAAGAAGAUGUUGCCAAGUUAGCCAGACAGUAUGCAGGCCAGGAUCACGAGCAAGCAUUCUCUAAAAUAGUUGUGGAGCUGCGUAAGCGAUAUCCGGGCCACAUCCUCCCUGAUGAGGACCUGCAGUGGGUGUUUGUGAAUGCCGGCGGGUGGAUGGGGUCCAUGUGUCUGUUACAUGCAUCACUCACAGAGUAUGUGCUUCUAUUUGGUACUGCAGUGGACACGGGAGGACAUUCAGGCCGUUACUGGGCAGAAAUAUCAGAUACUAUUAUUUCUGGAAUGUUCAGGCAAUGGAAAGAGGGAACGACUAAAAGCGAGACUUACUAUCCAGGUGACACUAUAGUGCACGUGGUGGGAGAGGCUACCUCAGUGCAGUGGAGCACAGGGACGUGGAUGGUGGAAUAUGGCCGAGGAUUCAUUCCCUCAACGUUGGGCUUCGCUUUAGCCGACACGGUCUUUAGCACCCAGGACUUUGUAACACUAUUUUAUACUGUACGUGUGUACUUGAAGGGUAUGUUCCUGACAGAAGCUGGCGCUCUCUGAAAACCACACUAUGUUUUGUGUCAUGUCGAGGUGUUUUUGGGGUAAUUGAUCACAAUGGCAGCCGUUUGUGAAUGGAAGGCCAAUGUUUUCAAUUGUAAAACACUUAAUGUAACUACUAUUCUAAUGAGAGAGUUUUAUUUUCCCUACUGUACAAAAUGUUUAUCAAAUAUCAUAUCAUAGUGAAAUCUCAAAAAAUGAUGCGUGUUAUUGAUUUAGCAGCUCAAUACAGUCCAGAAACGGUUAAAGUGAAGUAUGAAUGAAAAACAUUGGAGAGAUCCCACUCUGCAAUUUUAAAAUACUGUGAAAUAUUGUUGCUUUAUUUUUCCAUAACAGAUACAUUUAAUGUCCAAAAUUGUCUCUCUGUUCAGCCUGCAGUCUCGCCAGAAUAAACUGUCAGUUUAUAUUGUUGAUUAAGACUUUGAAUUGGUUUGUCUUUUAUACAUGAUUCUUUUGCCCUUCUUUUGACUUCUGUUUUGUGUCAGUCAAAUUGGUAUUAUUAGGGUUAGGUUAGGGUUAACCCUAACCCAUACAAUAAUACCAUGGUAACUGUGUUUUUUGCCAAAAUACCAAAGAUACAACAUAAUUUGUUAAUUGUGUAAAAUCAUAAUAAAUAUGGAAUUUUCUUUAA
Messenger RNA from Xyrauchen texanus (razorback sucker), 1365 nucleotides. Its product is annotated as sigma non-opioid intracellular receptor 1-like. The record is from RefSeq and is a predicted model, not a curated record. Lineage: Eukaryota; Metazoa; Chordata; Actinopteri; Cypriniformes; Catostomidae. Bases 87 to 737 code for a protein of 216 amino acids. The transcript has 4 exons. Gene Ontology annotation, cellular component: endoplasmic reticulum.